Molecule: messenger RNA, 1800 nt
Organism: Suillus fuscotomentosus
Lineage: Eukaryota; Fungi; Basidiomycota; Agaricomycetes; Boletales; Suillaceae
Product: CHAT domain-containing protein
Exons: 2
Coding region: 1-1800 (599 amino acids)
Source: RefSeq, a predicted model, not a curated record
AUGAGUUCAGCGUUCAGCUCUCGUUUCAUGCAGACUCGGGAUAAUGAAGAUGUCGAGGAGGCCAUUACUCUUUGCCAAGAGUCAUUGGCAGCUCUGUCUUCACUUCACCCGGACAGGUAUUUCAGCUACAUGCGGCUGCAGGUGGCCUAUGUGUCUCGUUAUCAGAUUCUGCGCGACCCUGUUGAUUUAUCGCUCGCAGUGGAGAACUUCCGACUGGCAUCAAGGCAUCCUACUCAAAUAUUUCCGGAACGCAUCAUAAAUGCUAUUGACUGGGCUCGCCAAGUAGAGUUGUUUGACAGCCAUAUGAUGACGCAAUCGUCGAUCAUCUCACGGCGCGAGCUUGCGGCCGCUUUUCGUGGUGCGCGAUCACUUCCUGUAGAUGCAGCCUCGUGUGCCAUAUGUCGUGACAAUCUACGACGGGCAGUCGAGCUCGUGGAGCAGGGCCGUGGCCAGCAGUGGUCACUGGUAUUGCGGCUCAGGACACCACUCGAAGACCUCAAGUCUAGGAAUCCCGAACUAGCUCGCAAGUUUUUAAAUCUUAGCACGCACCUGUCCGAUGCUCGGGGUUCUAUAGCCAGAACUAACAGAGCUGUUGCUGAUCAGGCAGCAACAGAGUAUAGGAGACUCACAAAGCAAUGGGAAGCUGUGGUAGCUGAGACACGUGAUCUUCGGGCGUUCUCGCAGUUUUUGCUCCCACCUUCGUGCGAAGACCUGCAAGUGGCAGCACGCCAAGGCCCAAUUAUCAUCCUCAUCGCCAGCCAGAACUCGUGCAGCGCCAUCAUUGUCCCGACAUCAGGAGGCCCCCAUCAUGUUCCUUUCCCAUCCAUCGCUCUCGCAGAUCUGAAGAUUCUCAAGGAUCGCUUCGCCAGGGCAAUACGAGACGCAUCUCGAAUGAGCCCAGCGGAGUCAAGGACGGAUCUAAUAGUACUCCUGCGGAUAACAUGGGACGAGAUCAUGUUACCCAUCGUCAACCUACUCGAGCACGUCCUCAAACUAAAACACCGCUCUCGAAUCCGGUUAUGUCCAACUGCAGAUUUCACGUCCAUUCCUCUCCAUGCAGCUCACCCGUUCCAAACAAAGGCAGAUUGUUCUGGCAAGGAGCCAUGCCUGGAAGAUAUCUACAUCUGUUCUUACAUGCCGACACUUUCAGCUCUAAUCAGAUCUAGACAGUGGAUGAAGAAGCGCGUGCCUCCGUCCUUUGUGGCGAUUGGACAAGGUCAACCGGGCGCAGGGAAAGGCAAGGCGCUAUUGGCUAUCGACAGCGAGCUCGAGCUUGUCCGUAAGCUCGUUCCCACAACUGCCAACUCCACCACUAUUUCUGGCGACGCAGCCACACGAGCAGGUGCACUCUCAACUUUACAGCAGAACACAUGGGUGCACCUUGCUUGUCAUGGAAAACAGGACUCUAUGCAGCCUGACAACUCGCAUUUUGUUAUGAGAGACGAACAUUUGACGCUGCUCGAUAUUGUGGAGAGAGACAUUCCGCAGGCUGAGUUUGCGUUCCUAUCUGCUUGUCAUACUGCCAUCGGCGAUGAAAAGACAUCCGAGGAAGUGGUUCACCUUGCAGCUGGUCUCCAGUUUUCAGGGUUCAAGAGCGUCGUUGGCACGCUGUGGGAGGUUGACGAUGCCAUCGCAAAACACGUCGUUGAAGCUUUCUACACGCAUAUGCUUGGAGAUUUGAAAGAUGGUGGUGUCAUGGACUGUACGAAGGCAGCCUGGGCACUCAACUGUGCUAUGCACGCUGUGAAGACGAAAGUGCUGCUCGAGCAGAGGAUGGCUUUUGUUCACAUCGGUGUGUAG